AUGAUUAAGAUACUUUCAAUUGGAUUAGGAGGAGUUGGUGUGGUGACAAGCUAUAUUUUGCAAAAUUUCAAUCCUGAAGUUGAGAUAACUGCAAUUAUUAGGUCAGACUACGACCAUGUCAUGAAGUCAGGGUAUACCAUUUCAUCUAUUGAUUAUGGAGGAAGAAGAGAAAAUGAUGAUCCUAACGAGGCAGAUAAUACGAUUAAGGGGUUUAGGCCUAAGAAUAUUGUUAAAAAAUUAGCAGAUGCUACCAAAUUCGGACCUUUUGAUUAUAUUGUAGUUGCAACCAAAGUUGUUCCAAAAGAAAAAGAUAACGUAUGGGAACAGGUUGAACAACUUCCAGGGUUAUUAAAAGACAAGAAAGGGACAUCAAUCGUGCUUAUUCAAAAUGGAAUCGACCCUGAAAGAUUCUGGGAGGGAUUGAAAGAUAAGGCUAUUUUUAUUAGUGGCGUAUCAUAUAUCAGUUCUGUGAAUCAUAAAGGAACAGUUACCCAAUAUGGACACGAUGAUAACAAUUUUGGAUUGAUUUAUGAGAACGAUAAUCCAGAAUCACUUGAGGAAUUCUUGGGAUUGUAUACCAAUGACUUUAAUAGUGUAGGCCUUGACUCAAAUGUUAGAUUGACUAGGUGGAAAAAAUUACUUUACAACGCUUCUUUCAACACAGUCUGCUGCCUUACAGAUAUGGAUAUAGGAAAAAUUUUUGAUCUCAAGGAUAGCAUGGGAAUAAUAGAUAACCUAGUUCGUCCAUUAAUGAAGGAAAUUCAAUAUGUUGCAAAUUAUGACCUUAAAAAGAAUUACCCCAAUCAUAAAGAUGAAAGUGUGACAGAUGAUGACGUUGGAUUUAUUAUUACAGCUACCGAAGAUACAGAUGCUAAGAAUAAUUACCAACCUUCGAUGUUGGUCGAUUCUCGAAAUGGUAGAAAUAUUGAGCUUGAAGUUAUUUUAGGAAAUGUGAUUAAGAUUCAUAAACUGAAUACGAAUGGGGAUAUGAAGUCAGAAAUCCCUUACUUAAAUAUGAUGUACUAUCUUUUAUCUUUGGUACAAUAUCGUUUGAGUGACAAUCAAAAGAAUUCAAAAUAA
Molecule: messenger RNA, 1080 nt
Organism: Debaryomyces fabryi
Lineage: Eukaryota; Fungi; Ascomycota; Pichiomycetes; Serinales; Debaryomycetaceae
Product: ketopantoate reductase family protein
Exons: 1
Coding region: 1-1080 (359 amino acids)
Cellular component (GO): cytoplasm
Molecular function (GO): oxidoreductase activity
Source: RefSeq, a predicted model, not a curated record